Messenger RNA from Medicago truncatula (barrel medic), 1925 nucleotides. RefSeq names its product bZIP transcription factor TGA10. The record is from RefSeq and is a predicted model, not a curated record. Gene Ontology annotation, molecular function: DNA-binding transcription factor activity; sequence-specific DNA binding. Lineage: Eukaryota; Viridiplantae; Streptophyta; Magnoliopsida; Fabales; Fabaceae. Gene Ontology annotation, biological process: DNA-templated transcription; regulation of DNA-templated transcription. The coding region runs from base 182 to 1705 and encodes 507 amino acids. The transcript has 11 exons.
UGUUGUUUAGUUUCAUGGCAUUGAAGUCCAUUUUCUCUCUUUAAUAUCACUCUCUUCUAUACCCUAUUUCAAAUAAGUUUAUAACCGACUCUUCCUCAUAUAAAGCUUCUUUUCUCUAUCUCUUUGUGUAGACAAAUGAAAUGAUUUUAAGGGCAAAAGACAGAAACAAGUUUAAUUAUUAAUGGGGUUUUCUUUGGCUUUUGAAGAAGCUGAACAACAAGAACAAGUAGAUGCAAGUUUUUUAGGUACAAAUAACAAUUCUAUGCUCAUGGCUUCCAAAAACUCACAUGAAUCUCUUCAACAACAACAAAAUCUUCUUCAUCAUCAUCAACAACAACAACAGAAUCAACAUCAUCCUCAUCAUAUGCAUGACCAUCAAAUUUCUUUUGGAAUGAUGCCAUCUUCAUCUUCAUCCUCUAUGCCUAGCAACUACUUAAACAAAGAUUCAAGUGCUUAUGAUUUAGGUGAAUUGGAUCAAGCAUUUUUUUUGUAUCUAGAUGGACAAGCACAAGCUGAUCCUUCUAAUGUUCCAGAUCAAAGACAGAAUUCAUCAUCAUCAGGAAUGAAACCACCACCAACUCUUAACAUUUUCCCAUCUCAACCAAUGCAUGUAGCACCACCACCAUCUAAUUCAAAGGUUAGCAUGGGAUUAACCUCUCCAAUAACAAGUGGCUCCAAAAAACCAUCUCAACCGUCCAUGGAGUUGGCAAACCAACGAAAUGAAAACCCUUCUGCACCUGCACCACCAAAACCUGUCAAGAAAGAGAAUAAUCGCAAGGGUACAACUUCAAGUUCUGAACAUGAAGGACCAAAAACACCAGAUCCUAAGACUCUUAGAAGACUUGCUCAGAAUAGAGAGGCAGCAAGAAAAAGCAGGCUUAGGAAAAAGGCUUAUGUUCAGCAGCUAGAAACAAGUAGGAUUAAGCUUAAUCAGCUUGAACAAGAGUUACAGCGUGCUAGAGCUCAAGGCGUGUUAAUGGGUGGAGGUGCAGUUUUGGGAGGAGACCAAGGAAUUCCAAUUUCUCUGAAUAGCAUUAGCUCAGAGGCUGCAAUGUUUGAUGUGGAGUAUGGGAGGUGGUUAGAGGAGCAUCACAGGCUAGUGUGUGAGCUAAGAGCAGCACUAGAUGAACAUUUGCAUGAAAAUGAGCUUAGGUUAUAUGUGGAAAAUUGUUUGGCUCACUAUGAUCAAGUAAUUAACCUCAAAAAUAUUCUAGCUAGAACAGAUGUGUUCCAUCUUGUUUUUGGAAUGUGGAAAACCCCAGCUGAACGUUGCUUCAUGUGGAUUGGUGGAUUCAGACCAUCUGAACUCAUUAAGAUAAUUGUAAGUCAAAUUGAGCCUCUUACGGAGCACCAGAUACUUGGUAUAUGUGGGUUGCAACAAUCAACACAAGAGGCAGAAGAAGCACUUUCCCAAGGGCUUGAUGCACUCAACCAAUCUCUUUCAGAGACUAUAACAUCAGAUUCUUUAAGCAAUCCUCCUAAUAUGGCUAACUAUAUGGGACAAAUGGCUCUUGCCAUGAACAAGCUCUCCACUCUUGAAAGUUUUGUGAGACAGGCAGAUAAUCUGAGGCACCAAACAGUUCAUCGUCUGCAUCAGUUGUUAACAGUUCGUCAAGCUGCAAGAUGUUUGGUUGCAAUGUCUGAGUACUUUCAUCGUCUUCGAGCAUUGAGUUCUCUCUGGUUGACCCGUCCUCGCCAAGAAUAGUGUGAGUGAUGAGUGUGGUAGAAUUAGUAAUACUAAUAGUGUCACAUAGCUAUGUGCUAUGGCUUAGCUAGAUUUAUAUAUACAUAUAUAUAGCCUUGUUGUUUAAAUAUAUAUUCUAUUUUAUUACUUGGUUAAAUUGUUCGUUUGAUCUUUUAACUAUUUAUCUGGUAUCACUUUGGUACCAUAAUUAUUUUUGGUCCAUUUGAGUCCCUUAAUUUCA